GGUCUCCAUACUCUCGCUAUGUGUCAGUUGCCAGUCCUGGGCUAAACAAAAGCGGCGGAUAGUACCCAAGGCAAUCAAACCUGUGCAGAGGAUAUUCAAAAACCUGCUACAGACGCGUGAGAGCCUUCGAAGGAAAAAGUCCACGUUUUCGACAAGCCACAGCCAUCGUUGUUACACGGGAUUAGCACUCAGAUUUAAAGUUGAACCUGAUUUUUUCUUUGCAGAGCAGGAGUGGCUAAAAGCAACAGCAGCAGUUCAGAUCAGAUUUCACUCAGACCAGCUGGGAGACAGCGAGACCAGCUUUUAUUGCCUGUACUCCUUUCCCUCUCUGGUCCAAGGAGAGCACAGAGGGAGCGAGAGAGGGAGAGACGGACUGAGAUCCAAAGGAAUUUCUCGGGAUAUUCCUUUAGCCCGAGAGAGAAGCGUGCUUGUCAAGCGGGAGUGAGGCAUAGAAGAAGCCUGAGAUGGACGACCAGCCGCGGUUGAUGCACUCUCACGGAGUGGGGAUGGCCGGACACCCCGGCCUUUCUCAGCAUAUGCAGGAUGGAACUGGAGGGACAGACGGAGAUGGCAGAAAACAGGACAUUGGAGACAUUUUACAGCAAAUCAUGACCAUAACUGACCAAAGUCUGGACGAAGCGCAGGCCAGGAAACACGCACUGAAUUGCCAUAGAAUGAAGCCUGCUCUCUUCAACGUCUUAUGCGAAAUUAAAGAAAAAACAGUCCUGAGUAUCCGCGGCGCCCAGGAGGAGGAGCCUCCGGACGCCCAGCUGAUGCGAUUGGACAACAUGCUGCUGGCGGAGGGCGUGUCCGGGCCGGAGAAAGGGGGCGGGUCGGCGGCCGCGGCGGCCGCGGCCGCAGCCGCGGGGGGGGCGGCGUCAGACAACUCGGCCGAGCACUCGGACUACCGCGCCAAGCUCUCCCAGAUCCGCCAGAUCUACCACACCGAGCUGGAGAAGUACGAGCAGGCCUGUAACGAGUUCACGACCCACGUGAUGAACCUGCUGCGGGAGCAGAGCCGGACCCGGCCCAUCUCGCCCAAGGAGAUCGAGCGCAUGGUGGGCAUCAUCCACCGCAAGUUCAGCUCCAUCCAGAUGCAGCUCAAACAGAGCACGUGCGAGGCCGUCAUGAUCCUGCGCUCCCGCUUCCUCGACGCCAGACGAAAAAGACGGAACUUUAACAAGCAGGCGACGGAAAUCCUCAACGAGUACUUCUACUCCCACCUCAGCAACCCCUACCCCAGCGAGGAGGCCAAGGAGGAACUGGCCAAAAAGUGCAGCAUCACCGUGUCCCAGGUAUCAAACUGGUUUGGAAACAAAAGAAUCCGAUACAAGAAGAACAUCGGGAAGUUUCAAGAAGAGGCCAACAUGUAUGCCGCCAAGACUGCCGUCACCGCGGCCAGCGUGUCCGCCCACGGCAGCCAAGCCAACUCUCCCUCCACCCCGAAUUCGGCAGGUUCUGCCGGCUCUUUUAACAUGUCAAAUUCCGGAGACUUGUUCAUGAGCGUGCAGUCACUCAAUGGGGACUCCUACCAAGGGGCCCAGGUUGGAGCCAACGUGCAGUCGCAGGUGGAUACCCUUCGCCAUGUUAUCAGUCAGACAGGAGGAUACAGUGACGGACUCGCAGCAAGCCAGAUGUACAGUCCGCAGGGCAUCAACGCAAACGGUGGAUGGCAAGAUGCUACAACGCCCUCAUCAGUGACUUCGCCCACGGAAGGACCCGGAAGCGUCCACUCUGAUACCUCCAACUGAUCCCUCUACCAUACAGUGCCCCCCCCCCACCCCACCCCCUCCCAGCAAGAACCGCAGACACCCAGCCUUGCCAGUGACCCCCCCCCCCCUCCCCACGCAGAGUGGUGGUAAACACCCCCCAGUAACAAAUUAGGAUGUCCCUUUCCUUUGGGAAUGCUGUGAAAUCAAAACGAUAUCCACACACGCGUUGACAUUGUUUGUCCCUGGGUAUGAAAAUUAAGAACAAAACCGGUACUGUGGAACAUUUGCAAUACAGAUUAACGAGUUCACAGCAACAAACACGUUUGUAAAGUUUGAAAAAUGUAUCUAGAUGAUCCAAUUCACCCGAGUAAUUGGCUCACGUGCUAAAUGUUACACAAAAUAAUGAAAGCAACGGGCAACACUUUUGCAUUUCACUUUAAAUGCUUUCACACUACCUCUUAGCAAAAACAAAACAAAAACAAAAAACAAAAAAAUUUUAAAGAAGCAUUUUGUUCUCGAGAAACUUUGUUACUACUUGCAGUUGCAGUACCUGACCACUCCUGUCAUUCCAGAUGGUUAGAUUUUAAAGGACACUCUUCCGUCUCCAUCCAAUGUUUAUCUUUGCCCGCGUACGUCUUCGGCUGCAGACGCCAUUUAUUUUUUCUGUCAAAGUAUUUACGUCGUUCCUCCCCAGAGCUGAAAACAAAUAGCUUUAGAGAGAGAAAAAAAAGAAGAAAAAAAAGUCAAUUUGAUGUUUUCCUUAGAACAAAUAGAGGGGAAAUGAUUGUCCAUUUUGCAUGGCUUACCGAUGCAGUGGCGUGUCUGGACGACAGCUACAGCGUGGUGGGGGACGCGAUCGCAGAAGCGAGAGAGCGCAGAAUGAACCCGCUAGGACAGCAGGUCCUGCCCCUCAGCUCUGACUAGCCCGUGCGUUUUCUAGAAGCGUGGCCUCAACACACUGAGCGCUGUAGUGUAACGUCAGUAAGUGCCAUGCAUUAGCAGGCCGUUAAAAGUUCGUUCCGACACCGCCACCGUCCCCCUCGCAGUUUAGCGAUCACGUUUUCAGUCCGUUUUCACAUUUUACACUUUCGUAUUUCUGUGACGGAGUUGCAACAUAUGUAAGCUUAUAAAAAAAAUCUCAAAAGAAAUUGUGACAUUGAACGAAUGACCCCAUGGUGUUCUUUUUUGUGCUAAGGAAUAUGUCCGUCUCACAGGACUGUUACAUUUUUUAAAUUCCAUUAAUCUGUAUUUUAGCAUAGCAGGAAGCAGGAACUGAUGAAUGCGGCACCAUACAUUUGCUAAGCCAUCUUCCUAUAUACGGCAACACAACAAAGCAACUCAACAUACAGUAGAAACACAUUUUACAGUCAUACUAUGUAGUAGUGAAUUCGAUCUACUCCUGACUUCUGAAAGUUAUGUGCAGUCAAAUCCUGAUGUCUGACUUCAGGGAGUCUCUCCAACUACAAUAUGCCUUGUCCUCAAUGGCCAACUCCCCUGGAAAUCCAAGAUGUAAUAUGCUGUUCUCUGUCUUAAAGUUUUCCAAGUGUGCAUUUUGAAAUGCCGAGGAGUAGAACUAUGAUAAAGAUAUACCGUAGGGCUUCCAUACAAAUGUCACAUUAUCAUGUUGGCAACAUUUCGUUUUUCGAUCAGUUUUUCCAAAGCCAAGUUAAGUUAGGUCCAUAACAUGUGUUGCAAUUCCUGAAACGGAGCAAUUCUUGUCCAAGUAACGAAAGAACUAUGACUCGCUUAACUUCAUUAUUGGAGUGUUAAAGUGAAGCACGUUGUGAUUGGCUUAAACAUGGGCUUUCAGCUGAGUUUACCUUUGUUCUGGGCUCUGUCUUUAUCUGACUUGGGCUCUUCAGUGCCGGUUGUACACUGCCUCUUAAAGUCAGGAGCGAGGGCAUUUUUAACCCCUCUAACAUAUCAGUAAAAAUUCCCAGUAAUUGCAGCCUUAUCACAAUUACUUGUUGAAAAGUUGCGCUUUCCAGUGAUUACACAUGAAAUGUUCACACGAUCAGUGUACUACAGUACAUGAGUAGUGAAAUAUGAACUGUACUCUAUUUCUGGAUCCUGACUGGUUCUGGAUUCAGUGCAUACUCACACAAUUAGCGUUUCAAUGCAAUAUCAUAAGGGAAGCAUUAUAUAUAGGGAAAUAACUAUCACUCUGUUUCUAAGAUUUAUCAUUUUAGCCAAAUGCUGCUGUUAACCAAAACACUUGUGUAAUAUGUGCAUAAGAAAAUGAUUUUUAAAUCAUAAGCUGACCUGUAAAAAGUUAUUGGUCUUGUUUCUAUGAAGUGCUACAAAUAUGUGGUCAUUAAAACACACUGCUUGUGUAUGUUUUGCAUCAUUGUUCAAUAUUAGCUCUGUACAGUGUGCCGUUUCUUUGCUGACCGUUUAAAGCUGGUCCACAAAGUUCCAACCUAAAAUCAGACUACUACUAGUUAAUUGAAAAUAAUGUUGUUGGGAAAUCCAAUACAGUUCUAAUUUCUGUUAAAAAUGUAUUUAUGUCUGUCGAGGGUCUUGGUAACCAAGUUUGUUUCUCUGCGCAUUAAAUCACAUCUUGCCAGAAUCCACUUAAAUGUGGAAGUCAUUAAGCUAAUAGGAUUUAGACAUUUCUACAGUCACUCUUAGCUCUGUCGAUUCAGGUAAUACCAGGGCAUGGCCAUCCAACACAAUGGCUCUAAGAUGGUGUUCUAUUGGAACGGGAAAACAAAGAUCACCACGAUUCAGAGUAAACCGAUUUCACGAACAUCUAGCAAUGCUCAUGAACAUAUGUUGCAAUAAAUCAUCCUAUAUAUUGUUAAGCAAGCAAACAAAUCCAAAAUGUGAAAUGUUUUUGUCAUGGUUGUGUUUCAUUUUGCAUAAUUUUGUCAUGUUUACUCCCUCUUCUACUGGUUGCCUUCCCUUACAUGGUUACACGUCUGACCAGACCAUUUCUUUGAUAUACCAAAAACACCAGAAGUUUAAAUUGGCUCCAUUAUCAGCUUCAUUAGCAGUUCAUCAUCAGUAAAACUUGUCUUCUGCCGUUAUCGCUAGUGCUAACGUUUAAUAAGUGAACGUUCUGGAAUUCUCACAACCACAAAGCAUUUCUAAUGAAAUUGUGUUAAUAGAACAAAAGGAUAAAACCAUUGUGGAACGGAUGACGAUACGGAUUUGAUAUAUUUUUGUGUGUCCUCGCAUUGUGGUUGACAACACAUUUAUUUCUUCCUUCAUUUUCUUUCUUUUUUUAAAAAGUUUUUGCAAAUUUGCCGUCUUACUGCGCAGGGCUAGCACCGUUAUUUUCUCGUUCUCAUAUGUGAAUUAGCUGAAGAAUGCUACAGUACGUAAAUGUGGAUUUUGCUCUUGGCUUGCUUCAUUGAAAAGGGAUGGUGUCCAUUUUUAUUUUAAAAUCAUUGCAGCUAAAUAUUUAAUGGAAAUAGAGAGUGGAAGACGGGGAGGAAAUUCUUGUGCAUUUGAAUAUAAUCCACUGGAUUUACUUUUUUUACGUCCAGUGUGGUAAAAUUCACCCAAUCAUGCCGGCGAUGAAGUCUUGUCAAAGUGUUGUUUUUCGACAACAUUAAAUAAAAUGUUAAAUAAAACAUCUCUAAAAACAUACUAAAAUGCAUUUAUCGUGAGCGGGAAUGAAAACAAAAAACAUUUGAACCAUCUGACAAUGUAUAUAUAUUUUUAUAUGUGAUAUAGAUUUGAACGGAUAUGUUCCAAAUCAUUCAUCAAGUCAUUAGAAUACAGCUAUAUUAUUUAUGUUCUCUAUAAGCAAUUGAAGUCCUUUGUAGAACAGCAAGAUGCUCAUCGUUCAUUGGUUCACAGUUCAGACUCAAAAUCUUUUAUCUCAAAGUAGCUGUAUUACACUUGAAGCUUUACUGUGAGUCAGACAGUAAGAUGGGAAAUGUUUUGGGGUGUUUCUCCAUGUGAAUGACCUUAUUUGCUGCGGAAAGUAUGCUUCGGUAUGAUUUUCUUGCUUAGAGUUGAAGUCCCAACCGCCCUCCCUUCGAUUGUUAUGAUGAAAUGCUGAAACUAUUUUGUUGACUGGGUCUGUGCAAAGGCCACUGAAGCUGAUCACCCCUCUCUGAGUUAUUUUGUUUCAUUACUGUACUCUUCACUUUGCCUGUCCAAUGCCACCAUAUUAUUAAAAGCUUCAUGUAAUGAUGCUUUCAGUUUUUGCAAAAAAAAAAAAAAACUAUACAAAAAAAAAAAAAAAGCUGAGCAAUUUGUAAAACAUCAAAUGUUUUCUUUGUUGCAUGUCUUUUGUUCUUUAUUAAAAAUGCAGUGUUUUGAAUGUUUCUUCUUUUUUUUUUAUAAAGAUUUCAGAGUGUGAAAUCACUGAGCCUGACCUGGGCGCAGUUUUAACUUUUAAGAUCUCUGCAUAUGUAAAAAGGUAUACAAACUGAAACACAAAACUAGUGUCUUUUUGAUUCCAACUUAAAACUCUUGUGUUCUGUGGAGAAAAAAAAAAAAUCAAGGUGUAGGUUUUAUGGUCUCUUAAUUUGUACUGGUAAUGCAUACUACAAAUAAAUAGUUUCUUUUGUUG
This is a messenger RNA of Conger conger (European conger), 6240 nucleotides long. RefSeq names its product pre-B-cell leukemia transcription factor 1-like. The transcript is spliced from 9 exons. The record is from RefSeq and is a predicted model, not a curated record. Gene Ontology annotation, biological process: animal organ morphogenesis; embryonic organ development; eye development. Lineage: Eukaryota; Metazoa; Chordata; Actinopteri; Anguilliformes; Congridae. Gene Ontology annotation, cellular component: nucleus. Bases 465 to 1751 code for a protein of 428 amino acids. Gene Ontology annotation, molecular function: RNA polymerase II cis-regulatory region sequence-specific DNA binding; DNA-binding transcription factor activity, RNA polymerase II-specific.